AUGGACGAGAAGACGGGACCAAAUGUUCACAGUCAUGGUGUGGAGGAAGGUUCAGCUCCCCCUGAAAGUAAUGAAUACUACUCUUCUGGAGAAGUAAACAUGGAGGCUGCAAUAUCAACUGACGAUGUCAUUCGAGCUGGAGGCUUUGGAGCUAGAGAUGAUAUAGGUAGCCUUCUUCCUGUUGCUAGUGACUCGACCGACUUCGAGGCGAUGAUCCUUAAUGCUAAGGACUACGAAGGGCCACAGGCGGAACAACGAAGACCUGGUCUUGGCUGGAAAGAUGCAUCUGAAGGAGAAAAAUCGUCUUCUGUUCGUCCCUAA
Messenger RNA from Linum trigynum, 321 nucleotides. The record is from the annotation of a GenBank genome assembly. NCBI's taxonomy places the organism in Eukaryota, Viridiplantae, Streptophyta, Magnoliopsida, Malpighiales, Linaceae.